This is a messenger RNA of Fonsecaea multimorphosa CBS 102226, 4617 nucleotides long. RefSeq lists its product as uncharacterized. The record is from RefSeq and is a predicted model, not a curated record. Bases 1 to 4617 code for a protein of 1538 amino acids. The transcript has a single exon. Gene Ontology annotation, biological process: glycogen catabolic process. NCBI's taxonomy places the organism in Eukaryota, Fungi, Ascomycota, Eurotiomycetes, Chaetothyriales, Herpotrichiellaceae. Gene Ontology annotation, molecular function: amylo-alpha-1,6-glucosidase activity; 4-alpha-glucanotransferase activity.
AUGCCUCCCAAAACUCGUCAGAGCACCCGCCAAGUCUAUCUUCUCCCACUCACCGAUGCUGGGGCUCCGGAUGUUCCCAAUGAGUACAUUUACUUGCCUGCGCCGACCGAGCCUGCGUACUACCUGAGAUUUGCUAUUGAGGGGACUAGCUCGAUAUGCCGUCAGGGAAGUCUCUGGGUCAACUUCCCCUUGAAAGGUCAACCGUUCGAUCGUAAGCGGUACCACGAAUUCAAGCUGCACCCAGAUUUCAAUCGGACUCUUGAGAUCGACAUUCCCAUCACUUCCGCCGGCGCAUUCUCGUUUUACACUACCUACAGCCCUUUGCCCGAGUUUUCUACCUCCGAUGUCGAGCCUCCUAAACCUACCCGUACUCCUACCUACUAUGUCGACAUUGAGCCGAGUCUGCGCCUUGGUGGGAGCUGCUUGCCCCUCGAUGCUCUGGGCAUCUUCUCGGUCGUCUCCAAAUUCAUGGGUGACUACCCUGGAGACUGGAACAAGCAUUUGAGGGGGAUCAGUGCAAGAGGCUACAAUAUGGUCCACUUUACGCCACUGCAGCAAAGAGGAGAGUCAAACUCGCCAUACAGCUUGUACGAUCAGCUGGCUUUUGACACGGAACUUUUUCCCGGCGGUGAAAAGGAUCUGGCACGAAUGGUCAAGUCCAUGGAAGAGGAACACGAACUAUUGGGUCUGACUGAUGUUGUCUUCAACCAUACCGCGAACAAUAGCAAAUGGCUCGAAGAACACCCUGAAGCAGGGUACAAUGUGGAAACUGCUCCUUGGUUGGAAUCUGCGCUUGAGGUUGACAAUGCUCUGCUCGAGUAUAGCGACAAGCUCAAGUCCCUCGGUCUCCCAACUGUCUUCAACAGUGACCAAGAUCUGGACACGGUCGUUGCGGGCAUAAGAGAGCAUGUUAUCGCCAAGAUCCGGCUGUGGGAAUACUUUGUUUGCGAUGUCGAGUCAGACACUGAGGCCGUGGUCAACGCAUGGAAGAAAGGCGCUGUCAAACUACCUCCCGAAGGCUUUGAGAGUGCCAUUGGCGGUGGUGUCGACUCUUUCAGAUCGUGGUCUCUUGCCCAGAAAGCGGCAUUCAUUCUUGAUAAAGGUAUGCUGGAUAGUCUACGCGUCGAUGGUCAGUACUCGCGUCUUCGGAUCGAUGGGCGAUAUUCGCGCAAAGUUGACCCUGGGAUUGGAGCUGCUAUCCUUACGGCUUCUUUCGGUCGGUACGAAGAUGGAGCGGACACUAAGCCAGCAGAGGAAGAGACCAAGGCAAUCAUAAACGAGCUCAAUCUUCCUUUCUACAAAGAGUUUGAUGCGGACUGCGCUGCAAUCCUCGAACAGACUAGAGGAAGACUGCAAUAUACGAGAAUGGACUCGCAUGGCCCAAGGCUUGGGCCCAUCACCAAGGAGAAUCCUCUGAUUGAGACAUAUUUCGCUCGGCUACCGCAGAAUGAGACGACAGCGAAACAUGACCCAAAGGCACUGUUCCUGGCGGUCAAUGGGUGGAUUUGGGCGGCCGAUGCCAUGAAAGACAAUGCAGGCCCUGACUGGAGGCCAUAUCUAAGGAGAGAACUCAUUCCAUGGAGUGACUGUGUCAAACUGAGAUAUGGCAAAGGCCCUGAAGAUAACCCUUAUCUAUGGGACCAUAUGACAAAGUACGUCCGGUUGAUGGCCAAAUACUUCACCGCGUUUCGAAUCGACAAUUGCCACUCUACACCAAUCCAUGUCGCCGAAUACCUUCUGGACGAGGCGCGAAAAGUACAGCCGAAUUUGGCAGUGUUUGCUGAGCUGUUUACUGGCAAUGAAGCAAUGGAUUACGUGUUUGUCAAACGGCUUGGACUUAGUGCCUUGAUUCGCGAAGCUAUGCAAGCUUGGAGCACGCAAGAACUGAGCAGGGUCGUGCAUCGGCACUGCGGCCGACCGAUUGGCAGCUUCGAACUCAAUGUUCCGUCGAGGUUGGGAAACAAACCCGAGAACGCGGUGGUUAAUGGGGCUGGUCCCCAAACCCGAGAGGUAGUCAAGCAUAUCAGAGAAUCGCCGGUACAUGCUCUGUUCAUGGAUUGUACUCAUGACAACGAAAUGCCCGCUCAAAAGAGAGAUGCCAGAGAUACGUUACCCACGGCUGCGCUUGUGAAUAUGUGUGGCUGUGCAACGGGCAGCGUUAUGGGUUUCGAUGAGAUCUACCCGAAGCUUGUCGAUCUUGUACACGAGGGUCGUAAAUACGCAUCAAUCAGCUCUGAGGGUGAAGUCCACACCGGUGCCGGCGAAGGAGGGAUAGCUGGCGUCAAGAAGCUCAUGAAUCAUAUCCACACCAUGAUGGGCAAGGAUGGCUACGAUGAGACCUUCCUUCACCAUGAGGGUGAGCUCAUCACCCUCCACAGAGUACAUCCGGAUUCGCGAAAAGGGUAUUUCCUCAUUGCUCAUACUGCUUUCCCUGGCUUCGGUAAUGGAAAUGGCGGCCUGAGCCCUGUACACCUCGCUGGAACCAAAGUCCGCCCACUCGGUGCAUGGGUGCUGGAGGUUGACCAAAGCGAGCAGGCUAAAAAAGAGGCGCUAGGCGACAAAGAAUAUCUUGUUGGUCUACCGUCUCGUGUGAGAAACAUCAAGGGGAGCACAAUUCACACCGAAAAUGGCGACACCACCAUCACCAUUGCCGACUUUUUCCCGCCGGGCUCGAUUGCACUUUUCGAGACUUGGGUCCCUUCUGCCGAGCACUCUCUUGGCCUUGGAACCUUCAUCUCCAGCGGCACGGAUGAGGCGUUCGGCGAGCUCGAUCUCAUCGAUCUCAACUUUGUUCUCUAUCGAUGCGACGCUGAGGAACGGGAUACUAGCGACGGGCAAGACGGGGUCUACAAUAUCCCCAACUAUGGUCCGUUGGUAUAUGCAGGUCUUCAGGGCUGGUGGAGCGUCAUGGAGCCGAUUGUUCGACGUAAUGAUCUGGGCCACCCGCUGUGCAACCAUCUUCGUCAAGGGCAGUGGGCUCUGGAUUUCUUGGUUGGACGGAUGGAGAGAAUAGCCAAGAGAGAAGAUUAUACUCGACUACAAAAGCCUGCACAAUGGCUGAAAGAACGGUUUGACGCAGUCCGAGUCAUUCCGAGCUUCCUUCUGCCGCGUUAUUUUGCCCUCAUCCUCCAGACAGCGUACGACGCAGCAUUCAAGAGAGCCAUUGAGCUGAUGAGCCCGAACAUCCAACACGGUCAAAACUUCCUGCAAGGCCUAGCCGCGGUGAGCAUCCAACAAACAGGGUAUGUCAAGUCUGCAUCAUUGUGGCCAGACAAGACUGUACCGUCACUUGCUGCUGGAUUGCCUCACUUUUCAGUAUCGUGGGCUAGAUGCUGGGGCCGGGAUGUCUUCAUCUCUCUGCGAGGUCUAUUUUUGUGUACCGGUCGCUUUGCAGAAGCCAAGGAGCAUAUUAAAGCCUUUGGAAGUGUGUUGAAACAUGGCCUGAUACCCAACCUGUUGAGCAGCGGGGCUGCCCCAAGGUACAACUCGCGAGACUCGCCGUGGUUCUUUUUGCAGAACAUUCAAGACUAUACCAAGAUUGUGCCCGAUGGUCUGUCUAUUCUGCAGGAGAAAGUUCGUCGUCGAUUCCUUCCGUACGAUGACACAUGGUUUCCUUGGGACGACCCGCGAGCCUUUUCAAAAGAAUCCACCGUCCAAGAGAUCAUCCAAGAGAUCCUGCAACGGCAUGCAUCCGGCCUGUCUUUCCGAGAACACAAUGCUGGGCCUCAACUGGACAUGCAAAUGAAACCGGAAGGAUUUCAGAUCGAUGUCCAUGUCGACUGGAAUACCGGCAUCAUUUUCGGAGGUAGCCAGUUCAACUGCGGAACGUGGAUGGACAAAAUGGGUGAAAGUGAACGAGCUGGCAGCAAAGGAGUUCCUGGCACACCGCGAGACGGGGCUGCCGUUGAAAUCACAGGGCUUCUAUACAGUGCGCUGAAAUGGGUUGCCCAGCUCCACAAGGCAGGGAACUAUCAAUGGUCAGGUGUGGAAACUGACUCGGGCGAGAAGAUCUCCUUCGAAGAGUGGGCUGACCGGAUCAAAGCCAACUUCGAAAAAUGUUACUGGAUUCCGGUGGAUCCCAAGGAUGAUAUUGACGACGAUGUGGAUCCCAAGAUUAUCAAUCGGAGGGGAAUCUAUAAAGAUCUCUACAAGUCUGGAAAGGAGUACGAGGAUUACCAGUUGCGACCGAACUUCCCGAUCGCGAUGGUGGUCGCACCGGAUCUCUUCACCCCAGAACGAGCACUACACGCGUUGAAAGUGGCAGAUGAUGUCCUUCGUGGGCCCACGGGGAUGGCGACACUGGAUCCGUCUGACUUGAACUACCGGCCCUACUACAACAACUCCGAAGACUCGACGGACUUUGCAACGUCUAAAGGGAGGAAUUACCAUCAGGGCCCGGAAUGGUUAUGGCCAACAGGCUUUUUCUUGCGCGCAUUACUCUACUUUGACCUGAAGCGCCGGGCAGACGCUGCAGGCAGGAUGGAGUCCUUCCAGCAGGUCACGAGACGGCUUGCAGGAUGCAAGCAAGCGAUCAAAGAUAGCCCCUGGAAGGGGUUGACAGAAUUGACGAACAAGAACGGGUCGUUCUGUGCAGAUUCGGUAAGUUUGGCAGCAUGA